AUGACCGAGCUUCUCACUUUGCCCGCCAAUUCUGCGACUCUGUUAGAGCCUCGGCUCCCUCCGCCAGAGCCCUCAACAACACCAUCCCGGCCGUUCGUCACGCUCACCUUUGCAACAUCGCUUGACUCGUCCCUGUCCCUUGCCCCCGGCGUUCGGACCCGGCUCUCCGGGCCCGGAUCCAAAGCUAUGACCCACUACAUCCGCUCACGCCAUGCCGCCAUCCUCAUCGGGGUCUCCACCCUCCUAGCCGAUUCGCCUGCUCUGAACUGCCGCAUCGCGGGCGCUGCAAGCCAGCCCCGUCCCAUCAUCAUUGACCCCCAUCUUCGCUGGACUCCUGACGCCGCGGAUAAGGUCCUCGAGCUUGCCCGCCUUGGCCAGGGCCUAGCCCCCUUCGUCCUGACCGCAGUGGAGGCGCAGUCGUUGCCUGCCGCGAGCGUCGCCCUCCUCGAACGACUUGGAGGAAAGUAUAUUCCCCUAGCAGCCACCUCAUCUGGUCCAGGUGGGAGGAUGCGCUUUGAUUGGCACGUCGUAUUUGACGUGUUGUUCCGGGAAGGCUUGUUGAGCGUUAUGGUUGAGGGGGGUGGCCAAAUCAUCAACUCUUUGUUGGACCCAAGCUUCCACGCCCUGGUUGACUCCGUCAUCGUCACCAUUGCACCCACCUGGCUAGGCCAAGGGGGUGUCGUCGUAUCUCCAGAUCGCACCCACGACUCCGCAGGCAUUCCCAUCCCGGUUGCAAGGCUAUCGGAUGUGUCAUGGCAUCCCUUUGGCGAAGACGUCGUUUUAUGUGGGAAGCUGCAUCCCUAG
This is a messenger RNA of Ilyonectria robusta, 804 nucleotides long. Its product is annotated as dihydrofolate reductase-like domain-containing protein. The transcript has a single exon. The record is from RefSeq and is a predicted model, not a curated record. The coding region runs from base 1 to 804 and encodes 267 amino acids. Lineage: Eukaryota; Fungi; Ascomycota; Sordariomycetes; Hypocreales; Nectriaceae. Gene Ontology annotation, biological process: riboflavin biosynthetic process. Gene Ontology annotation, molecular function: 5-amino-6-(5-phosphoribosylamino)uracil reductase activity.